CAAGGUGUUAAAUCAUCGUACUCAAGGUGUUAAAUCAUCGUACUCAAGGUGUUAAUACCCACAUAAACAAACAGCAACAUACACUUCAUAACGACACAAACAAACAAACACCCACAUGUAAACACAAUUGGUGAUGUCAUCUUGUCUGCCACAGUUUAGACAUUUAGCAUCACUUGUUUAAACUUCCCUUCCUCCUACCUGAACUACACCUGGCUGGCUACCUGGAGCUAAUAUAGUCACCAUCCAAGUCACAGUAGCUCCGGUAAUCCACUCUGUGACUUACCAUACAUAAACACCGUCUACCACCUGAGGCUCAGAAACCAUCCCCGGACCCUGGAGUUCCUUCCGGGUUGAUCGACAAAGAAGAUCUGUGAUUGGUUGACUUCUCCCACCGUUCACCGACCAAUGGGAGGCCUCCGAGACUGGACAUUUCUGCCCUUCCUCUUUGCUUUCUACGAGGCAGGGCAGACACUUCAGAUCACAGGUAUAGGUGUACCUCCGACAGCCACCGCGGGGACACGGUCACUCUUUCGUGUUCCUUCGAGCUGAGCGGAGACGAGCUGUACUCCCUCACCUGGUGGAAAGACGACAAGAUCUUCUUCAGUUACGUCCCCACCAACAAACACCCAAAGACACCAGGCAUUACUGUAGACAAGAGCAUCUCGACACUGCACGAGGUGGUACUGUCACACGUUGAUCACCGCGCCUCGGGUAAACUCCGAUGUGAAGUAUUGGCAGACAAACCGACCUUUGAACAGGACACAAUGGACGCCAACAUGACCGUCAUUGACAUCCCGGCCCGGGGUCCUACCAUCACAGGUCGGCGAGACAUCUACCAUGUUGGCGACCUUCUGCUGUUGAACUGUUCCUCGCCAUACUCCUUCCCUCCCACCACACUCUCCUGGCACAUAAAUGGCCACCUGGCAUCGCGAGAGACAGUGGUGGUGUACCCUGGGGAGACGGACAGUGAAGGGUGUGAGGCCUCCUGGUCUGGUUUACAGAUGAGGCUUCACAGGGACCACUUCCAGGAAGGUGUGCUCAUCCUCCGCUGCACAGCUUCCAUCCUCCACGUGUACAGGCUCUCCACGGAGGUUAUGAUCACAGACUCCAACUAUAUCGAGAGUUCGCCAAGGGAGAGCCCCUCUACUGGUGGUCAGUCAUUGGCGCUGCCGAGAACAGGCUUUAUGUCCAUUGAUAGAUGCGGGCUGCUCUUCCAUGUUGGUGCUGCUGUUACUCCUACCAUUACUGCUCUCCACCUUGGGUACCUGAGGUCAUUGUUCCCAUGUGCAGUUGUCCUUGCCGUCAUCAUACACAAGACUGUAGUUACGAUAUUAGUCAUUUGGUAUUUUAUAAAGCUUUCAGUGUGACCACAGUAGCUACCCAGAGUUACUGUAAUGGUCAGGAGGUUGAGGUUGGACAAACCUUCUUUAAACAUUUGUAUUAUAUAUUUUAUGUACUGUAGUUACAGUUAUGGGAGGCACACAGCUGGCCAAGUUCUUCUGGAGAAAAAUAGAAUAAUUUAACUUGUGGAAGUAAUGGAUGGUAAAAAGUUAGGCAGUGUUUACAGGUGAACAGUGAUUGUCCUUACAUUGCAUAGUAUUUUUGUUAGUGAUUUGUAUUUUUAUUUAAUUACUAUUAUGGUUACUUCCUUAUCAGUAUUAUUGAAUGAUUUUGAAUGACACGAUGUUUACUAACUACAGAAUACUCUCGAUUUAACGGAAUCCGAUACAGUAUAAUGAACUCUCGAUUUAGUGGAAGGCAUUUUUUCCGUUAUUUUUCGCUCGAUUUAGUGAACUAGUUUGCUAAAUCAAGAUUAAUUCUGUCAGUAUGCUCACACCUACAGAGACACCUCAGACACAUGAUACAAUAAAAUCUAUUUCAGCCUACGGUGACUGUAUAGAAAUUAUAAAUAUUGAUAUGAAAAGCACCAUAUAAGAGGAACCCCUCAUUUUAGCAGGGAGCAUUUAGGAAACUGGUACCAGUUAUAUACUUUUUACAUUUACUCUUAGACUAUGCAUUCUUAAAAUGAGCUAUGAAUAUAUAUAUAUAUUGAUAAAACCACACAGGAAAGGGAACCACUGGAGCACCUUAGCUUUCGUCUUUAUUCGAGAUCUUGACAGGCAACCGAAUUUACGGGGACUGAGAGAGGCAUAGAACAAAGGGUAACCUUACAUAACAUCAGGUCAAGUUAGUAACAUGGGAUCCACUCACCAUCUCCACCGCACACAAAAGAAAAGCUUAUAAAAAAUGAGAGACGUAACAAGUAAGGUCAAGUCGGGUCAAAAUCUUGAGACCUACUAAUCAUCUACCCUACUUUUAACUCAAAUGCUUUCAAAGCAUUUUUAACCUCGGGGCCACUGACAAAUAAAUUUAUGUAACAUGUCAGUUUUGUACUGGCCAUCACUACGAUUUAUAGAAUUCAUUCCCCUAAACAUAUUUGCUUCAACCAGAAGUGUUUCUGUAACACAUGUUGAUUUAGACACUUCUAUAUUGUCUUCCCAAUACAUGGGAUGAUUAUUGUUCCUUGUAUGAACGAAAGGUGCACUGCUUUCAGAUGCUGCUCUAAUAUUAUACUUGUGUUGUUUUAUUCUAUGUUGCAAUACCUUCCCAGUCUGACCUACAGAACAUAUUUUCUGUUACAAUUGUUACAUGAAAUACAGUAAACACUUCCAUUUACAUUCAAGGUUGGGCUAUUCUUAAUUAACAUAAUAUAUAUAUAUAUAUAUAUAUAUA
This is a messenger RNA of Homarus americanus (American lobster), 2733 nucleotides long. RefSeq lists its product as uncharacterized. NCBI's taxonomy places the organism in Eukaryota, Metazoa, Arthropoda, Malacostraca, Decapoda, Nephropidae. The transcript is spliced from 7 exons. The coding region runs from base 765 to 1367 and encodes 200 amino acids. The record is from RefSeq and is a predicted model, not a curated record.